Heteronotia binoei (common prickly gecko) is the source of this 1123-nucleotide messenger RNA. Its product is annotated as annexin A9-like. NCBI's taxonomy places the organism in Eukaryota, Metazoa, Chordata, Lepidosauria, Squamata, Gekkonidae. The coding region runs from base 1 to 1095 and encodes 364 amino acids. The record is from RefSeq and is a predicted model, not a curated record. Gene Ontology annotation, molecular function: calcium-dependent phospholipid binding; calcium ion binding. The transcript has 12 exons. Gene Ontology annotation, cellular component: cytoplasm.
AUGCCCCUUGCCAACAGGUCGGAGAAGGGCUCUCUGGCCAAUAAGAUCCUUAAGCAGUUGCCUCUGGCUGAUAAGACUGCAGUCUGGGGCACUUUGGGGACCAUUCGGCCGCUCCUGAGCUUUGAAGUGGAGCAAGAUGUCCAGUCUUUCCUCGAUGCCAUCGCAGGCGAAGCUGUCGACUACAGAACCAUAACCCACCUACUCACCAACAGGACCAACAGGCAGAGACAGCAAAUUGCCGAAGGGUUCCAGGCCUUUACUCAACAGGAUCUGCUGAAGAGCCUGCAGGCUGCCGUAUCUGGGAACUUGGAGACGGCGCUGGUGGGACUCCUGAAACCAGCAGCGCAAUACGAUGCUCAUGAGAUCAAGCUGGCUAUGAAGGGAUACUGGGUCGCCCACUCUUCGUAUCUGCCGGGUCCAGAUGGAGCCACUCUGGCCGAAAUCUUCUGCACUCGGACAAACCAGCAGCUUCAGGAGAUCUUGGAUUUUUAUAAGCACGAUUUCAAAUCGGACUUAGAGACGGAAGUCGCGUCUGGCCCCAGCGGCUGUUUUAAAGACCUCCUGCUUGCGCUGAUCAAGACCAGCCGGGAGAAAUACUCCGGGGUCAUUGACUACGUCUUGAUCGAAGAAGAUGCCAAGGCUCUCGUGAACGCGGGCGCUGGCUACAUCGGCAGGACGGAUGAGAGGAAAUGGAUCAAGAUCCUCGCCCAGCGCAGCCCUGAACAUCUCAACAGAGGAUUCCUUUCUCUCGCAGUAUUCAGCUUGUACCACAAGAUGACCGGGCUCCAGAUAGAGGAAGCUGUAGCGAAGUUCUUCCAGGGCAACGCCAAAGUGGGUAUCUUGACACUGGUCUCAGUCCUGAGGAACACCCCUCUCUAUUUCGCCAUCAGACUCCGCCAAGCAAUUAAGGGCCCAUCUGCCUGCCACAAAACUUUGAUCCGCAUCCUGGUUUCCCGCAGCGAGACCGAUCUCCUCAGCAUACGGGCGGAAUUCAGAAAGCAAUAUGGGAUGUCGCUCUAUUCGUUCAUCCGGGCUGAAACGCAAGGCCAGUACCGGGAUCUCUUGCUGGGUCUGUGCAGGGCAGAAGAUCUCUGAAACCCUCUGGCGAGGGACUGCGAUGGAC